UACUGCUGGUUUUUAAAGCCAUAAAUGGCCUGACUAGUUACUAAGGGAAACUCUGGAAAACUCUGGAACUCCUUGCCAGAGGAUCUCAGUACGGCCAAACUCUGUGUCCUCUUUUAAAUCUCUUCUUAACACUCACUUUUAUUUCUUGGCUUUCUAGUCAUUGAUCCUAUCAAACUCAAUUUCUUUUUUUAUUUUCUUUUAUUGAAUUUUACUGUAUUUUACCUAAUUAAUCACUGAUUGUCCUUUUCGGUUUGCAAUAAUUUUGUUAUUGUUAAGCACUUUGUAACUGUGAGUUUUUAAAAGUGCUAUAUAAAUAAAGUUUUAUUAUGUAGUAUUAUUAUGUCCUGCCACUCUUUAACAAUAACAUUAAUUUCCUGCGUGAAAAAGUUGUGCCUGAACUUUGCUGAGCCAGUGUGAUUUGGGUGAUUUCAUUUAUCUUGGCUCAUUAUAGCUCUUCUCAGGAGUGCUUGGGCCUGAACAGACUGUUUUGACAUCUACUAUGUUGCAGUUGUUACUGUGGUAGUAAUUGGCCCUUUAACCAUCUUAAUUAAAAAGUAACUUGAGAUUAGCUUGACCAUUUUGUAUACAGUUCAUACUAGUAGUAUUAGUUUUUAGUAUGUAGCAAGGAACUGCAACUUAUCAAAAAUAGUAUAUUUUCUUUAACAUUUAUGUGUUCUCAAGUUUUCCUGACUGACUGUUAGCCCAACAUUUAUAAUCCUGACACUUGAGUUAAAAAUCAGAAAGAGAUAUGCAUGAUGUCUAUGACACAAAUACAUCAAAUAACCAUGUAUAAUGUCAAAACUAGAUGUCAGUGUAGUGCCAGUUUUUAGAGCCAGUAGUAGUAGUAGAAGUAUUGCUCCCAUUGUUGAUGGAACAGCAUGGUUCUUAAUUAAAGUCCUUUAGAUAGUCAUGGUACAACAGGACAUACAUACAUACAUACAUACAUACAAUUCAAGUGAAAUCUUCUGUCUCUUUAAAAGCACUGUGCUUAAAAUAAGUAUUCCUGACAAUCUAAAUGUACUUGUACUACUUCUAGAACUGAAACAGCUUACUGAAAGAAAUGAAUUUAUCUAGGGCAAAUACAAUUCUUCUCUUUUAUUUAUUUAUUUGAUGAGGGGUCAUCAAAAUCCAUAUGGGUAGUCGCUUCCAUAUGGGUAAAGCAAAAGAUGCAAAAAUAAGAUAAAAGCCAUUGGUGGUCAAGGUGAGAAUGAAUUAACUAAUUUUUACUUAAUAAUCUAACCUGUAACUGAGAUUUUAUUACUGGAGAAUACUACAGAAUGUUUGAUCAUCACUGGCAAGUACAAAAUUAUUUUGCUGAAGUCAAAAUUUAUGCAGAAUUAUGGCUAUCAUUUAAUAAAGAACUAAUCUGAUAACAUUUGAUGAAUAAGUAAAUGUUUAUUAUAACAAGGUGUAAAGUAGUGUAGUGGCAAGGAGAAAUACCUUGUGAGACAGAGAAGAAGGUAACUGAAGUUACCAUUUAACAGUUGGUGUACAUGUGCAUUUGUAUGACUGAAUUUGUGCAUAUGUGUUUCUGAUGUGCACAUGUAUGCCUACACUUUCCAUAACAUCAACAGUAUUAGUGGCAGUGAUGGAAGGCAUUCCAGUGUUAAGAGUACAGCCUCAGAGGGCAGCUGCUCUUUGACCACAGUGGACUUAAAGAGCUUCAAGGACACAUGGAACCAAGAGAUUCGUCACAACAAGGAGACGUGGAAGGCCCAUGCCGCCAAAGACUUUGAGGAAAAUGCAAAGAAGGGGGCAGUGGCCCAGGAAGAGAAUGAGGCAGAAGAGGAGACAGAGUCGAAGAAGAUUGUUGACAGACCCAGCACAGGGCAUGAAGAAAUGAAAACAGAUGCGGAAGAACAGGAGGAGGUGGAAAACAGGAGGCAGCAAGAGAAGCGACAGCCUAAAGAGAAGCGAGACAACAAUCCAGGAAGGACUGAAGCCUCCCUGCAGGGAUCAAAACCCAGUUACAUGGACAAGAAGAAACCUGACAGCCACACAGGGACACAGCUGCAGCAAUGUCAGAAUGACCCUCAGCCUGACUGCCCUCCGGUCCAUUACUACAAGAGACCCAGCUACUGUGCUGGCACCUACAGACUGCUCAAGUCUAAGGUCACUGACAUACAGCCCAUUGAUGCCAGGUGGAAAGCCAGGAAACUGCAGUGCAUCUCCCUGCGUCGCCGAAAGUGAC
Messenger RNA from Scatophagus argus, 2191 nucleotides. Its product is annotated as calcium/calmodulin-dependent 3',5'-cyclic nucleotide phosphodiesterase 1C-like. The transcript has 3 exons. The record is from RefSeq and is a predicted model, not a curated record. The coding region runs from base 1543 to 2190 and encodes 215 amino acids. NCBI's taxonomy places the organism in Eukaryota, Metazoa, Chordata, Actinopteri, Scatophagidae.